AUGACCAGCCGCCAGUCCGUCAUCCGAUCGCUCUUGGUGACCGACCGCCUCCCGCUCUUACCGCACCACAGCCACGAGAAACCCGUCUACUCCACGCACGACGCGCCCGCCACUCCCACCGUCACCCUCUCCGGUGUCCACUCCCAUCAAGUCCCAGAUCUCGUCCAGGCUUCACCGGACCGUCGCGCGACUGAGACUGAGCGGCCGUCCUCGGAGUUCUCGCGCACUACCGCGCGUUUCUACCACAACGUCCGGCGACCAGCAGCCAGCCAACCCGUCACUCACCUACCGUUCGCUAACCCACUGGUCCCCGACCGAUCGGUCGUUGAUGAUUCAGAUCAACAGGUGCCCGCCGAGUUAGAUCAACAGGCUCUACUUGGAGAAGUGCCACUUCAAGACGCCGUUAGCCGACACUCUGCGCCGCUCGAUCCUGCAACAGCAGGCCAAUACCCAGGCAUGGUUCUCACUAGCAACGCCAAACACCACACCACCUCGUUGCCUACAGCUGAAGUGCCCACUGCCGAGGUACCUACAGCAAACCUCGCCGCGUCUAUUCUGCCAGCGACAUCAGCCGCAGCGGGUGCGAGUCAGAAGGAGCCCGGCCGAAACCGGGGAGAGUCGGGAACAGGAAGGGAGCCUCAGGCUUCAAGACUAACUGGAGCACGGGGCAUUGUACCGGUCGAGGCGUCCGGGUCGUCCGCUGAAGGACCAGCAACUGAGGCGAGACGGGUAACGGAGGAGGAGGAGGUCGGGGUGGUUAGGACCAGUGAGGUGUCCACUCAGAUGAAGCUGACGUGCGACGCAUUGACACACUCGUGCUCGACGGACACGUGCUCGCUGGACCGCCGAUGUGCGUUGGAUGGACCGGCCUGGUUCCCUUCUUUGCCGACAGCCAACGAGUGUUGCUGCCUUGUUAAGGACCUGGUGGAAGCCACGAACUUGAUCUGCUUGGAAAUACCCCGACCUUCACUGACUGCAGAGGGUUUCUUGGUUACGGAAUCAGCGAACCGCCACCAUCACCGUGGCGGCGGAAUGGGAGGCGUCGUGGAUGGCACCGCGGUGGACCAGAUUAUGAGUCACAGCACGGCAAUGGAGCACACUGAUCCCAAGAGCAGGAUGGGUCAUACGACUGUUACCCACGGCGGCAGUAAUUAUCUGUCUGGGUCGGAGGUUUCUGAAUGGCAAGCUUCUGGUGGUAUGCUUGGGUUGUCGGCUGGGUCGGAGGGGGAUCCAAUAAGGUCAGUGCUGGAGUCGGCUGAGGGCGGAAGGGAGUCGACGGACGGCCCGGGGCUAGUGGCGACAGGGGCUGGGAUGUUGGAGAGGGGCCGUGCGGAAGCGAGUCUGACUUGCAGCUUCUUGUGUUGCCCGCGGCCGGGUCGGUUCUGCGGGCCGCAGUGUUGCAUGGAUGAGGAAUACUGUGGCGAGAGUAUAUCGACAGGGCUGCCGUGUUGCAGUUCGGUGGAGCCGCGUGUGCAUGACUGCUGUCUGGUAGGCACUGGCUGGUUCUGCGACCGGAGUGAGCGUUGCUGUUUGGACGAGACGGGGUGUGUGGAAGUCUGUGAGUCUGGUGGUGGACCAGUGGUUUUAGGCGCAUCCGCACUCUUGCUUUCAGCGGCAGUCGGUUUCGGCUACUGGAGCUACAAACGAUGCCGGAAGGACCCUGUCGGCAACCUCGUCCUAGGGCCAUACGAUGCCACACAGCACGAACUACGCAGACCCAUUUACGAGAACGGAGACAGCCCAGCCAGUCCCGAAACGCCACCCAAAAAUCGACCCACCAGAGAAGAAAGCAAGAACAUGACAUCCGGAGGCGUUUACGGACACAGCAUCACCAUCAGCGAAUAA
This is a messenger RNA of Gregarina niphandrodes, 1845 nucleotides long. RefSeq lists its product as hypothetical. Lineage: Eukaryota; Apicomplexa; Conoidasida; Eugregarinorida; Gregarinidae. The record is from RefSeq and is a predicted model, not a curated record. The transcript has a single exon. The coding region runs from base 1 to 1845 and encodes 614 amino acids.